CGAGAGCUGAAGAUCUCCUUUAGAUGGACGAGGACGAAAAACAGAAAUAUGAGUUCCUCGACACUGUAACAAGUGGCCCAGUAACAGAAGCGGGAAACAAGUUCUCUGCGACAGCGGCUGAGGUAGACACUUACGCCAAAGUGCGGAGCUUCUAUAAGAAAGUGGUCAGUGAUCCGGAGUGUGCCCGAGCAGAUCAUAACAUCAUUGUGUACAGAUUUCGUGACAUCGGUAAGAUACACGAAGAUUACCAAGACGACGGCGAAUACGGCGCAGGUCGUAACAUACUUAAGGUAAUGCAUGACAAUAACGUAGAGAAUGCGGCUGUUGUCGUAACCAGAGUGUUCGCGAAGCAUAUUGGCUUGCGGCGCUUCUCCACCAUGGAGGAAGCUGCGAUCGCUGCACUUCGUACACUCAGUGAUUAA
This is a messenger RNA of Magallana angulata, 422 nucleotides long. RefSeq lists its product as uncharacterized. NCBI's taxonomy places the organism in Eukaryota, Metazoa, Mollusca, Bivalvia, Ostreida, Ostreidae. Gene Ontology annotation, cellular component: cytoplasm. Gene Ontology annotation, biological process: regulation of translational initiation. The record is from RefSeq and is a predicted model, not a curated record.